UAUCUAUUAGUUGGCGCGGUUGGCGUAUACGCUGUCGUCAAAAUGUCGUUAUUGUCACCCGAGAUCUGCCAAUGCCCCCUAGAAGACUCCCCUUCAGCCCUAGUUGACGCUCCGCUCUACGGGGGCGCCAUACUGUUCAUGGUGCUCCUUGAGAAGUAUAUCAAAGGACGCUGCGCCAUCAACGACCCUUGCCGAAGAGUACACUCCGUGGACACGGUCGCUGCCGACUAUGACUUCAUAGUCGUCGGGGGCGGCUCGGCCGGUGCUAUAGUCGCUGGGCGCCUUUCAGAGAAUACCACGUUCAAUGUGAGUCCUUACCAAUGGCGUUGUGCCAUCAACGACCCUUGCCGAAGAGUACACUCCGUGGACACGGUCGCUGCCGACUAUGACUUCAUAGUCGUCGGGGGCGGCUCGGCCGGUGCUAUAGUCGCUGGGCGCCUUUCAGAGAAUACCACGUUCAAUGUACUUCUUCUGGAGGCCGGUGAUGAAGCGCCCGUCGCCACUCAAGUGCCUUCCUUCUACACCACAUUCUGGGGCGACGUUCGCUAUAACUGGGGGUUCCACACCGUUCCUGACAACUACUGUCUCAACCAAGAUGGCCAAGGCUGCUCGUGGCCUAUAGGCAAGGUUCUUGGUGGCUCUAGUGUGCUAAACGGCAUGAUGUACCACCGCGGCCACGCGGCGGACUAUGAGGACUGGGUGGAGGCGGGCGCCACGGGCUGGUCCUGGGAGGAGAACCUGCCAUACUUCGACAUGAACGAGGGCAACAAGCAGAUCGGCUCGCUAGUGAGCGCGGAAUACCACUCGGACAUAGGGCCGAUGCCCGUUCAACAGUUCAGACACCAGCCCCCGUUCACAUACGAGCUGCUGUCGGCCAUCAGCGAGGCUGGCCUGCCGGUUAUCGCCGAUAUGAACGAUCCCAACACUCCGGAAGGAUUCGCCGUGGCGCAGACCUUUAAUGAGAACGGGCAGAGAGUGACCCCGGCACGCGCUUACUUGAAGCCUCAAGCGGAACGUCCGAACCUUAGUGUAAAGGUGAAUGUCACCGUCACUAGAGUGCUGUUCGACGGCACGCAAGCUACCGGCGUGGAAUAUGUAGACAAGGACGGCGCGAUACACACCGUGGGGGCGAACAAAGAGGUCAUCCUCAGCGCAGGCGCCCUAAACUCUCCUCACAUCCUACUUCACUCCGGCAUCGGUCCCCGCGAAACGUUGGAAAAGUUCAACAUCCCAGUAAUAGCUGACCUGCCCGUGGGCCAGAACCUGCGGAACCACUACGGCAUGGCGCUGUUCUUUACGUUCACGAAGCUGAACAACACGAGGGUUUUGGACUGGAACGCGUUGACGGAGUAUCUGCUGGAGUUGAACGGGCCCAUGACGUCCACUGGGAUUACACAGUUGACGGGUCUGGCGUACUCCUCGCUCGCAGACCGCAGCCGCAAUCAGCCAGACCUGCAGUUCUUCUUCGGCGGCUUCAUCGCGGAUAAGUCCAUAAAUGGAGUGAUCAAUGAACCCGUACCGGACUCUCCUCAAGGACGCAACAUCACCGUCAACGCAGCUCUACUGUUGCCCCACGCCAUCGGAAACCUUACUCUAAACUCCUCUGAUCCCCUGGACCCGCCGCUGUUCUACCCUGGCUACUUCGAGGACCCCAGAGACUUGGUCAUGCUCAAGGAUGGAGCCAGAUACAUUCAGAGAAUUGUUAACACCACAGUCCUUAGAGACAAGUUCGGCGUAGAGGUAGACAGCCGCUUUAACUCCCAGUGUACCUCAGAGACGUGGUCGGAAGAAUGGCUGGAAUGCAUGGCGCGGGUGCAAACCGACCCGCAGAACCAUCAGAUUGGUACCGCAGCCAUUGGUACCGUGGUCGAUACGGAGCUCAGAGUCAACCAAGUCACAGGUCUACGAGUGAUCGACGCGUCCGUGAUGCCAACCCAAGUGAGCGGCAACCCACAAGGACCCGUCAUGAUGGUGGCCGAACGAGGGGCUGCCUUCAUCAAGAAGAACUGGGAACAGAGCCAGUAGGGAGCUAAGCCUAUAGUGACCCCGACACACCCUAUCUUUCUGACGAAGGAACUGUUUAAGCCCAUCGUCGAUCAUCUUCAGGCACUGAACCACAAAGUUAAAUCAAAAGUGGAAUUUGUAUGAAUAAUGUU
Molecule: messenger RNA, 2156 nt
Organism: Cydia fagiglandana
Lineage: Eukaryota; Metazoa; Arthropoda; Insecta; Lepidoptera; Tortricidae
Product: glucose dehydrogenase [FAD, quinone]-like
Exons: 12
Coding region: 43-2025 (660 amino acids)
Molecular function (GO): oxidoreductase activity, acting on CH-OH group of donors; flavin adenine dinucleotide binding
Source: RefSeq, a predicted model, not a curated record